Molecule: messenger RNA, 1337 nt
Organism: Nematocida parisii ERTm1
Lineage: Eukaryota; Fungi; Microsporidia
Exons: 1
Coding region: 1-1311 (436 amino acids)
Molecular function (GO): dihydrolipoyl dehydrogenase (NADH) activity; flavin adenine dinucleotide binding
Source: RefSeq, a predicted model, not a curated record
AUGCAUGCGAGUAAGAGCGAGCACCAGGUGUGUGAGGAUCCAGGGACCAUUCCAGGAGAAGGGAUAAAACAAGAUGAACUUAUAAUAAUUAAUGGAGGAUCAUUUGGUAAGCGUAUACAGAAUAUCUUACUAACUCACAGUAUUAAUGUACGCCUUAUUACCACUUCUAAUUAUACAAGCACAAUCAACAGGUUAUACCUAUUACAAGUAUACGGCGUAUCCACGGCGAUUCAAAGGAAGCAGUACUAUUCAGACUACUCGAUUAGCACCACGGGCAGUACCACAGUCAACUGGGGCAAUAUCAAGGACAUAAUAAAAAAGAGAGUAGAUGAAGUAAGGAGAAGUAUAAAUCACACAGAAAACACGUACUCAGUUAAAGAAGUAAAUGAACACGUUUAUAUUAAUAAUAUAAAAUCACGAGCCCGUAAUAUUGUAUUAGUAGAUUAUACCACAGCCACGGAUACGGUCACAUUAGAUAAUAUAUGGGUUAAGUUAGUGAAUGACAUGGCGAGUAUCCCCAAAUCCGUAUUUAUAUCCGGUGGUAACAAGAAGUCAGUUGAGACUGCCUCAAUUUUAUCUGAUUUAGGCUGUAAAGUGUACGUAUCCACUGGGGAUGACGUAUUUUUAUCGUUAUAUGAGAAGAACAUACAAGAAUCCGUUAAGAAUUUACUAUUAGAGAAAGGGGUUACCGUAUUCUUCAAUUCUCAAGUUAUAAGUGUAAAUAAGACCACUUCCACUACAGUGACUGUUUCAGACGGGAGUAUCACACAGACACUGACUAAUUUAGAGUACUUUUUAUCAGAGAGUGAGUACUCCAUAACCCAGGACACUCCAAGCACACCCGGAAAUUCAAGGAUAACCCGUAUAACUGCCCCGUAUGCCUAUUUAAAGCAUGCAGAGAUCGAUUUACUAACACGAAUAUAUCCAGGCAUAUUCACAAUCCACGACAUUCCAGUACUUCAAGAUACGUUUAGACUAACUCCCAGUUUUAUAUACACGAACCCACCCGCUGCCUCCGUGGGGUGCACAGAAAUUGAAGCAAACAAGUCCCAGGCCCGUGUACGGGUUAUAAACCCUAAAUUCAGAGGGUUAUUCUAUUCCGUCUGUCAGAAUAAGUCCAUAACCGAUUAUAAGUUAAUAUUUACGUCUGAUAAUAAAGAAGUCCUUUCAGGGCUGCAUUUAUUCGGCCCCAGCAGUAUAGAUAUAAUUAAAGGGUUUUCAAUAGGGAUGUACUGUAAAUUAUCACCAGAAGAUAUUUUAAGCACCAUCCCCAUCCACCCCACAUCAUCAGAAGAAGUAAUAACAGGAUAAUUUCAUAAAUAUAUUAUAACGGUCAU